Messenger RNA from Rotaria sp. Silwood1, 2294 nucleotides. Lineage: Eukaryota; Metazoa; Rotifera; Eurotatoria; Philodinida; Philodinidae. The record is from the annotation of a GenBank genome assembly.
AUGAGUCAACAACCAAGACGACGCCUUCCGGAAAACUACAUGGUUAUUUGGGUUGAUGAAAAUAUGGAUAUGACCAAUAAAGAUUGCCACAAUACACUUGCGCAAUUGCGCGGUGUUGUAAAUCAAGUCAUACCUUAUACGACAGCUGAAGAAUGUGUUCAACAGCUGAAUGAAAAUCCUGAAGAGAUAUCAUUUGUUAUCUCCUCAGGUGCACUUGGACAACAUAUGGUACCAAGUAUCCAUGGCAUGGCAAAAUUAAAUGCCAUAUACAUAUUUUGUGACAACAAACAAGAGCAUGAAAUAUGGACAAAAACUUGGACAAAAAUCAAAGGUAUCCAUACAUCCAUCCAACCAAUAUGUGAAGCAUUGCAACUGGUUGUCAAACGAUGCGAUAAAGAUAGUAUGUCAAUUAGUAUUAUCGAUGUGCAUGAAGGAGGUUCUACCGAAAAUCUCAAUCAGCUAGAACCCUCCUUCAUGUACUCACAAAUAUUCAAGGAGAUCCUCCUGAAUAUCGAACAUGGUCAAGAAGCCAUCAAAACCUUGGUCACUUUUUGGCAACAAGAAUACCAGGUCAACAUCCACGCACUAAAAAGUAUUGAUGAAUUUCAACGCACUUACCAUUCAUCGAACGCCAUCUGGUGGUACACACGCCAAACUUUCACGUACCAAAUGCUCAAUCUAGCAUUACGAACAUUAGAUGGCGGCAUACUCAUCAAAAUGGGGUUUUUUCUACGUGAUGUACACCGACAAAUCGAAGAGUUAUACAACAAACAAGUCAAUCGAGAUCAUGCACAGCCCAUUCUAGUCUUUCGGGGACAGGGAUUCCCGAAAGCAGAUUUCGAAGAACUUGCUAAAAAAACAGGUGGACUUAUAUCAUUCAAUAACUUUCUAUCCACCAGUACAAAUCGAGAUGUAUCGUUUUUCUUCGCUGAAAGCGCCUUAGAAACAACCGAUAAAGUCGGUAUCCUUUUCCAGAUGACCAUCGAUCCCAUUGUCUCAUCCACUCCUUUUGCCUCCAUCCAAACGCUGAGUGAUUUCGUCCAAGAAGAGGAAAUGCUCUUUUCCAUGCACACCGUGUUUCGAAUUGAUGAAAUUCGAAAAAUUGACAACGAUCGUGCACUUUAUCAGGUGGAUCUAAAACUUACCUCAGAUGAUGAUCCACAACUUCGUGAAUUAGCUGACUUUAUACGAAAAGAGGUCAGCGGCACCGGAUGGUAUCGACUGGGGCAAUUGCUGCUCAAAAUAGGUCAAUUCGACAAGGCCGAAGAAUUGUAUAUGGCACUACUAGAACAGGCAUCGGAUGAUAGUGACCGAGCACCUAUCUAUAAUAUGCUUGGAGAGGUGAGAUAUGAUCAAGGACAAUAUCAAGAAGCAAUUUCACUUUCGAAAACCGCUCUCGCGACCUAUCACAAAACUCUACCGAAAAAUCACCCAACGUUGGCUGAAAUCUACAAUAAUAUCGGUGUAGGGCAUAGUCUCAUGGGAAAUUAUUCGACAGCAGUUGAAUAUUUCGAAAGAGCACUUAAAAUAAGGGAAAAUAGUCUGCCUCCGACACAUUCCGAUUUGGCCGAAUCCUACACCUCGAUCGCUGCAGCGCAAAACAGCAUCGGUGACUACUCGAAAGCACUUGAAUUUUACGAAAAAUCACUUGAAAUACGAAAAAAAGCUCUGCCUUCGGAUCAUCCCUCAUUGGCUACUUCAUAUAACAACAUCGGUCGAAGGUACAGCGACACGGGUGACUACUCGAAAGCACUUGAAUUUUACGAAAAAUCACAUAAAAUCUACGAAAAAGCUCCGCCUUCGAAUCAUCCAGAUUUGGCCAUUUCGUUCGACAACAUCGGUCAAGUGUAUAAUAAUAUGGGUGACUAUUCGAAAGCACAUCAAAUAGCUAAAAUAGCCCACCCUCCGAAUCAUCCUGCACUGGGCGGUUCAUACAACAGCAUUGGCGGAUUGUACAGCGACAUGGGUGACUACUCGAAAGCACUUGCAUUUUACGAAAAAUCACAUCAAAUCUUCGAAAAAGCUCUGCCGUCGAAUCAUCCCUCAUUGGCUACUUCGUACAACAACAUCGGUGGAGUGUACAACAGUAUAGGUGACUACUCAAAAGCACUUCAAUAUUCCGAAAAAGAUCUAAAAAUCACAAAAAAAGCUCUGCCUUCGAAUCCUCCCUCAUUGGCUACUUCAUACAACAACAUCGGUCAAGUGUAUAAUAACAUGGGUGACUACUCGAAAGCACUUGAACUUUAUGAAAAAUCACAUAACAUACUAGAAAAAGCUCUGCCUUCGAAUCAUCC